Gastrolobium bilobum is the source of this 1228-nucleotide messenger RNA. Its product is annotated as TOM1-like protein 1. Lineage: Eukaryota; Viridiplantae; Streptophyta; Magnoliopsida; Fabales; Fabaceae. The coding region runs from base 1 to 1191 and encodes 396 amino acids. Gene Ontology annotation, biological process: protein transport to vacuole involved in ubiquitin-dependent protein catabolic process via the multivesicular body sorting pathway. The transcript is spliced from 3 exons. The record is from RefSeq and is a predicted model, not a curated record. Gene Ontology annotation, molecular function: phosphatidylinositol binding; ubiquitin binding.
AUGAGUGAGGAUUUGAUUGGAAAAGUCAACGCCUUCGGAGAGCGCAUAAGAAUUGGUGGGGCUGAGGUUGGUAGAAAGAUGAGUGCUAGCAUGAGUUCUAUGAGUUUCAAGGUCAAGGAGUUUUUUCAGGAACCAAACCAUGCUGAUAAACUUGUUGGGGAUGCUACCUCUGAGGCCCUUGAUGACCCUGACUGGGCUAUCAUUCUUCAUAUAUGUGACUUGGUCAAUACUGAAAAACUUAACACUGCUGAAUUGGUGCGUGCAAUAAAGAAAAGGGUCGUGACCAAGAGUCCUAGAGGUCAGUACCUGGCUUUGGUUUUGCUUGAAGCAUUAGUCCAGAAUUGUGACAAGGCUUUCUCCGAGGUGUCAGCUGAGAGAGUCCUUGAUGAGAUGGUCAAGCUCAUUGAUGACCCUCAGACUGUUCUUAAUAACCGCAACAAGGCUUUGAUUAUGAUUGAGGCAUGGGGAGAAUUAACCACUGAGCUUCGCUAUUUGCCUGUUUAUGCAGAGACUUACAAGAGUUUGAAAUCAAGGGGUAUCCGGUUCCCUGCUCGUGACAAUGAAAGCUUGGCUCCUUUUUUUACUCCUCCACUUUCUGCCUCUGCUCCAGAGGCUGAUGUCAGUCUUGCCCAAUUGAUCCAGCAUGAUAGUCCUGUGCAAAGUUUUACGCCUGAGCAAGCAAAGGAAGCUUUUGAUGUUGCAAGAAAUAGUACUGAGCUUCUUUUUACUGUGUUAUCUUCUUCAUCGCCACAAGGUGUUUUAAAGGAUGAUUUGGCCACCACAUUAGUACAACAGUGCCUUCAGUCCCAAGCUACUGUCCAGAGAAUUGUUGAGACAGCUGAGGAUAAUGAAGUACUGCUUUUUGAGGCCUUGAAUGUUAAUGAUGAGAUUCAGAAGGUUCUAUCCAAAUAUAAUGAGUUGAAGAAGCCUGCAGUUGUUCCACUUGAACCUGAACCUGCUAUGAUACCUGUUGCUAUUGAGCCAGAUGAGUCACCCCGUUUUACAAAAGAGGAUGGAUUGAUUAGAAAACCAGCUGCUGGUUCAAGAGUUGGAGUCCAUGGAGGGAACCACGAUGACAUGAUUGAUGAUCUUGAUGAGAUGAUUUUUGGCAAAAAGGGUGCUGAUACAUCCCAUAGGGGACAAGAUCCAAAUAAACAACAAUCAUCAAAAAAUGAUCUCAUCUCCUUCUAAAGUUGCCACUACAAACAUACCUGAAUAUAAAAGACAA